GAAUCCUCAGGAAGUAUCAGAUAGUUUCUGCUUCUGAGCUUCUCUCGUCAAAUGGGAUAGUGAUCCUUAUUCGUGUCUUGCAAGUCUCCAGAGCCUCCACAUGAUGCAUAAUCCUUUGGUCUUCCUUCCUCCAGGAAUUGCUGCCGUCACCUCCUCUGGGAAGUCUUCCCUGACCAUUCUCUGGAUGUCUGGCAAAGUGACCACUGGCAGCGACAUCGGGCAGGCCCGCCGGGCCAUGGAGCAGCUGCGGAUGGAAGCAGGCAUCGAUCGCGUGAAGGUGAGGGUCAGGGUGAGGUGGGCACGUCCGAGGGAGGUGGCGGGUGGACAGCCCAGCCCAGGUCUGGCUAACUGGGCUGGCCUGCAGGUGUCCAAGGCCGCCACUGACCUGCUGCAGUUCUGCACGGAGCAGGCCAAGAGCGACCCCUUCCUCGUGGGCAUCCCGGCUGCCACCAACCCCUUCAAGGAGAAGAAGCCCUGCGCCAUCCUAUGACCCCAUCCUGACCACCCAGGGGGCCUCAAUAAACAUGAAGUGAAUGCUC
Molecule: messenger RNA, 539 nt
Organism: Camelus dromedarius (Arabian camel)
Lineage: Eukaryota; Metazoa; Chordata; Mammalia; Artiodactyla; Camelidae
Gene: GNG14
Product: G protein subunit gamma 14
Exons: 2
Coding region: 101-490 (129 amino acids)
Biological process (GO): G protein-coupled receptor signaling pathway
Cellular component (GO): heterotrimeric G-protein complex
Molecular function (GO): G-protein beta-subunit binding
Source: RefSeq, a predicted model, not a curated record